Molecule: messenger RNA, 768 nt
Organism: Thamnophis sirtalis
Lineage: Eukaryota; Metazoa; Chordata; Lepidosauria; Squamata; Natricidae
Source: RefSeq, a predicted model, not a curated record
UUUGCUUCAUUGUCUGCUCCAUUCCAGGUGGCCAUGGUGGAAGUCCAGCUAGACGCGGAACAUGACUAUCCGCCGGGACUCCUGAUCGCCUUCAGCGCCUGCACGACCGUCCUGGUGGCCGUCCACCUCUUCGCCUUGAUGAUCAGCACCUGCAUCUUGCCCAACAUUGAGGCCGUCAGCAACGUUCACAACCUCAACUCGGUCAAGGAGUCGCCCCACGAGCGCAUGCACCGCCACAUCGAGCUGGCCUGGGCCUUCUCCACCGUCAUCGGGACCCUGCUCUUCUUGGCUGAGGUGGUGCUUCUCUGUUGGGUCAAAUUCCACCCGCUGAAGAAGACGGGUGCCAAUGCACAGGCGAGCAACGGCACCAUCACCGCAGGCGAGGCGGCCGCCAUCACCUCCACCACCAUCAUGGUCCCCUUCGGCGUGGUCUUCAUCAUCUUCGCGGUCCACUUCUAUCGCUCGCUGGUGACUCACAAGACGGAUCGGCAGUUCCAGGAGCUGAACGAGCUGGCCGAGUUCGCCCGCUUGCAGGACCAGCUGGACCACAGAGGGGAUACCUUGCCCUCCCCCGGCGGCCAUUUUGCCUAGAGCGCGGCCUUCCGGUUGGGAAGAUGGAACGUAGUGGCGCCCAACCAGGUUCUCCUGACCUUUUCCGAAUUUGUCUUGAGCUGUAACCUCUGUGUAGGAGAGGGAGAGGUUACAGGAGUGGACCUUCUUAAGAGCUUUUAAGAAAUAAUAAUUAAACCAAUAAAAGGCGAAAAGAUU